AUGGUCGGUCCAGGCGGCGGUCCACCACGCAAGAGCCACACCAAAUCCCGUAACGGUUGCAAAACAUGCAAGAGAAGACAUAUUCGAUGCGAUGAGACCUUCCCGCAAUGCCGCAAUUGCACAAAGCACAACUGCCGCUGUGACUAUCAGGACACGGCUGCCACUCAAGUUGGUAGUCCCCCGCCACCACGCCGGGGCCCUGACCUCCUCAUUUCGCCAGAGAUCGAAAUGGAAAUAGAUAAUUGGCAUCGCACUGGUGUGCCUCCAUAUCCGGAGCUCUUGCAGUGCCCACGAUCUGGGUGGUCUGGCUUGUCACGGACUGAUUUGCGCUUGAUUCACCAUAUCAUUGGGCUUUCUAUUGACUUGCAUCGUCGAGGGUUAAGUGGUUGCACUGUGUGGGCGCAGAAGAUGCCCAAUUUCCUGGCUAUUUCGCUGGGCAGCGACUUCGUUAUGAGCUCUAUCUUGAGCUUUUCGGCGUUUCAUCUUGCUUUCCUUACGCGAGAUCAGGAGACUAAGCAGUUGGCUUUCCGUCAUAAAGUCACGGCUCUCCAGGGUCUGCAGACGGCUCUGGGGUCCUUCUCGAAGGAGAACUGCGAUGCUAUUCUCGCGGCUUCUAUUCUUUUAUCAUGGCAGGCGACAGACCAUCAAAGUUGGGCAUCUUUGCAACACGGCAUCUCCAGCGUCCUUGAAUCCAUGCAUCCAUAUUGGAAGCAAGAGUCAGAUAUUGCACAGCUGAUAGAAAACCAACGAGCACUGAGCACGACGGAGCUUUCAAUGGCCGGAGUCUAUCAACCUCUCGACGAAGACAUGGUACAUCUGGACCAAACGAUCCAGGCCCUACGAAUGACACAGAAGCGCAUUUCCCACAACGUUGAACACUCUCAACGCCUGGGAGAACUCAUCGAAUUCACCCAGCAGUUCCGUAAUGACUUCCCCAACCAAACAACCGAACAAUCCUUCGAAAGCAUCCAAACCCUCCGGCGCUGGCUCUUUUGGCUCCCACCAUCCAUGCUCCGAAGCAGCGAAUCAGAUAUCAGCGCCCUCCCAGUCCUAGCCCAAUUCUUCGCUGUCGGCAUCGCUCUCGACCGCUUCUUCCCAGAGUUAGGCGGCGCAUACCUGGGCGCCCUAUUCAUCAGUCCUAUCGAAGAGAUCUACCGCAUAAUAGCCACCCACAACGCCGCAGACCCCUUCAACACCGACCUGCGUCUACCAUUGGAACUCAUGGACCUGCCCCGCAGCAUCGUCGCCCGAUAUCGCAGCCGCCUCACCCUUCCCUGGUCCCCCCGCUCAUCAGUCGACCACUACUCCCCCGGCCCACCCAGCCCUUUCCACCACAAUAUGCACGAGUACCCGCUCGUCGCAUCCUCCUCGCCUGCUUCUGCCUCGACUUACGCUGCUUAUACCCCGCCCUUGCAUUCUCCUCCUGCCGUCACUAUUGCCAACUCCGGCUUCCCCAUCCAAGAUGGCUAUGCCUCCGCCACAACCUCGCAUUCCCUAUAUCCACCCUCCCCGCAGCUCCUCGAUAACCACGACGUGCACCUCGGUCUGUCGGAUCUGGGUGGCCAUACCAAUUCUCAUACUUCCAUUCCUCAUUCAGCGGCUUACACCCCGCCGUAUGGUGGUGAUGUCAUGUGCGCCGGUUUGCCGCGCGAGGAUGGCACACUCGGUCUGAAUAUGGAGGUCUAUCCACAGACACAUCCGUAUGAAAUGCCGGGCUUGGCUGCCCCCACUUCACUUUGGACUUGA
Messenger RNA from Penicillium egyptiacum, 1746 nucleotides. The record is from the annotation of a GenBank genome assembly. NCBI's taxonomy places the organism in Eukaryota, Fungi, Ascomycota, Eurotiomycetes, Eurotiales, Aspergillaceae.